UUCGCACUGACAGGCGGUGAAAUGACUCGAUUGCGCCACAAGAAGAGAUGAGAAGAACAGAAACUUGAAUGCUUUAAUUUUAUGCUAUAAUUUAAUGCUGGUCUCCUUUUUGCAUUGGCUGCCUAGAGGAGGAGAUAAUAUUUGUUCGAGGUCAGCAACUGGGAGGAUUAUCCGAUUGAACAGUGAGAAGAUUAUAUGUGAUUAACAGAUGUAAAUAUGACUGAGCGGAAACAUGCUGUCUUUAUGCACUGACUUGUUUGCAUGGAAAAGCCUCCAAAAUCCUCCCGAGCCUCAGUCCUUAUCACUGUUGACCCUUCAUCAUGGUGGACCUGUUCAUCGAUCGGGUCCUGCUGAAGAACAACAAGGAACACGAUGAGCUGAACACAGAGCGUGAGAUCGUCAUGGGCCUGCAGAACCGCAUCCUGAUGCUCUUCUUCGCCUCGGCUGCGUGUGAUGGCUGCCAGCAGUUUGCUCUCACGCUCAGCAACUUCUUCAAACGGCUGACCGAUGAAUUCUACGUGGAUCGCUCUGCUCAGCUGGUUCUCCUAUACAUCAGUUUGGACGAUUCUGAGGAGAACCAAGAGAGCUUCCUCAAAGAGCUUCCCAAGAAGUGCCUGUUCCUGGCCUAUGAGGACCCCUACAGGAGGGAGCUCGAGGCCAUGUUUAACGUGGAGGAGCUGCCCACAGUGGUGGUGCUGCGGCCCGACUGCUCCAUCCUCGCCGCCAACGCAGUGGAGGAGAUCCUGGGCCUUGGCCUGCACUGCUUCCGCAACUGGCAGGAGGCAGCGGAGCUCAUUGACAGGAACUUCAUGAUGAGUGAAGACUUCGAGGGGAAGUCCAUGCGCAGCUUGACCGACCCGUUGAGGAGACUCAAAUACAAGGUGGAAGAUGAGAAGAAGAAAAAGAAGAAGAAGAAGAAGAAGGGCAGAGGUUGGGGUGAAGGCGGAGAGGCGGAGGUGGAUGGAGAAGAGUAAGGAGGAGGAAGACAAGGGGGGUCAUGAUGAUGGAGAAGAAGAGUAAGAGGGCGAGACUUUGGAACAGUUGCCACGAUUAGCAAAAGCUAUGUAACUAUAAUGUUCCCGGUGCUGCUAAUGUAACGCAACAAACCCUCUUCCCAAAGGAAAAUCAGACAUUCAUCAAAAAGUAGAUAAACUGAUGUUAAUUGUGAUUGGUCGUGACAGCUAGCACACCUCACAUAUGAGUGGCUGUUGACACACUGACUACCAAUAAAAAGUAAUGUACCACACUGAUGGAGCAAUAAAUGCUGCUGCCUCAGCUAGAUUCCGGAAAGUCUUUGAAUUCUGCCCAGAACACAAUCAGGCCAAGGUUAUGUCCGGGCCAAGUCUAACCAUUACGACUUGUUUUAUUACACCCAGGAGUCUAUUGCGAACAUUUCUCCAUUUUCCAAGACACAGCUCUGAUUUGUAUUUUUUACAAAAGUUGAUCUAUUUCCAAAUUUUUUCUUUGUGGCAUCCAAUCAAAACACGCCAAACACAAUCUGAAAUCAAUGAAUUAAUCAGCACCAUUCAGAUAUUUUGUUUUAUUGAGUGUUUCUUGUUGAAAGUCAAUCUACACUUUACAGACUGCACACAAGUAGCAAUCAGAGCUAUUCAAGGAGAUGCAAGUGAAAUGAUGGAAAAACUG
Molecule: messenger RNA, 1644 nt
Organism: Platichthys flesus (European flounder)
Lineage: Eukaryota; Metazoa; Chordata; Actinopteri; Pleuronectiformes; Pleuronectidae
Product: nucleoredoxin-like protein 1
Exons: 4
Coding region: 321-974 (217 amino acids)
Biological process (GO): photoreceptor cell maintenance
Cellular component (GO): mitochondrion
Source: RefSeq, a predicted model, not a curated record